ACCAACCGCUAAUAACGUUAUCAACCCGCAGCAUCCACACGAUCAGAAUUGAAUUUUCAUCGCACUCGGAAGCAUCCACAAACUCCUCUAACCAUGACGAUCGCGCGGUACUAUUCUGCUGGUGCACUGUCGACCGCGAAAACGAACGCUCUGUUGGAAUCGCUGAAAGCGGUCAACCCACGUGUGCGAUCGUUAGAGACAGAGAAAUGUUUCUACGUGCAGAACAAUCGCUACAAGCAGCUGCCGGCGGAUGUCGAUGCCAAGCUGCACUGGAUACUGAAGGAAUCGGACACUGUGGAACAGCUGUCCGCCAAGGCGGGACUAUUGGCAGGCCCUAGUCAGGUGUUGAUUGAGAUCGGCCCGCGAUUCAAUUUUUCCACCGCCAGCAGUACGAACAGUGUCGGUAUCUGCCACAAUUUGGGGCUAGAUUUUAUCGAUCGUAUUGAGGUAUCGACCCGUUACCUGGUGGGAUUGGACGGACCGGUUGGAAAGGAUGAGGUGACAAUCGUUUCUUCCCUGCUGCCAGCGCUUCACGAUCCAAUGACACAAUGCCAGUACACGGAACGUAACAUUCCGACGAACGAUUUCUACGAGACGGUAUCACGGUCGAAAGAGGAUUGGUAUUUUGUUCCGCUGCUGGAACAGGGUCGUCGUGCGCUGGAAGAAAUUAAUGUGAAAAAUGGACUCGCGUUCGACGAAUGGGAUCUGGAGUACUAUACUAACCUGUUCGUGAAGGUGCUCAAGCGGAACCCUACGAACGUGGAGCUUUUCGACUGUGCGCAGUGCAACAGCGAACAUUCGCGCCAUUGGUUCUUCAAGGGAAAAAUUACGGUCGAUGGAAAACCGAAGAAGCAGUCGCUGAUCGAGAUGAUCUGCGAUACGCAGCGACACACGAACCCGAACAACACGGUCAAGUUUAGCGACAACAGUAGCGCUAUCAAGGGCUAUCAAUAUACGGCGCUACGUGCUUCUUGUUUCGAUGGUCCCGGUAAGUUUGUGCAGCGCUCAGUGCAGUCGGAUCUGAUCUUUACGGCCGAAACGCACAACAUGCCGACGGCGGUUUCACCGUUUAGUGGGGCCACUACCGGAACUGGUGGUCGGUUGCGUGAUGUGCAGAGCAUUGGUCGUGGUGGAUUGCCGAUUGCCGGUACGGCGGGCUACUGCGUGGGUAUGCUGAACAUCCCGGGGCAGAAGCUACCGUAUGAGAGUGAGCAGGAUUAUCCGGGAUCUUUCGCACGACCUCUGAAGGUGCUGAUCGAGGCAAGCGAUGGUGCAUCGGAUUAUGGUAACAAGUUUGGCGAGCCGGUGAUUUGUGGGUUUGCGAUUUCGUUCGGUACGGUACAGGCGGAUGGUCGGCGAAAGGAGUAUGUGAAACCGAUCAUGUUUAGUGGCGGUGUCGGCACGAUGGAUUCGGAUUUGGUAGACAAGCAGGAUCCCAAAAAGGGUAUGUUGCUGGCUAAAAUCGGUGGUCCCGUUUACCGUAUCGGGGUAGGUGGCGGUGCGGCCAGUUCGGUCGAGGUGCAAGGUGACAGCACCAACACGGACCUUGACUUUAACGCAGUGCAACGAGGCGACGCUGAGAUGGAAAACAAGCUGAACCGUGUAGUGCGCGCUUGUAUCGAGCUGGGCGACCGUAACCCCAUCCUGGCCAUCCACGAUCAAGGCGCCGGUGGUAACUGUAACGUGCUGAAGGAAUUAGUCGAACCGGGUUGCGCCGGUGCAGUGAUCUUUUCCAAAGCAUUCCAACUCGGCGAUCCGACUAUCUCCACUCUGGAGCUUUGGGGUGCCGAGUAUCAGGAGAAUAAUGCUGUAUUAUUGGACGCACGCGACCGCGACCUGCUGCAACGCAUCUGCGAUCGCGAAAGAUGUCCGGUUUCGUUCGUUGGACAGGUAACGGGCACUGGGUUUGUGACACUGCUCGAGCAAGAGUUCGAUGGCACUGCAGAAAAGUUUGCCGAUCGUACAAAGUGCGCCCGGGAGCUUUCGCACGUACCGUUCGAUAUGCAUCUCGAUCACGUGCUAGGCAAGAUGCCCCAGAAGGAAUUCCAUCUGCAACACAUGGACGAACGAUUGGACGAGUUCCAGCUUUCGUCGAAAGUGAAGCUAGCAGACUCGCUGAAUCUGGUUCUUUCUGCUGCCACGGUUGGUAGUAAACGCUACCUGACGAACAAGGUGGAUCGGUCGGUCACGGGACUGAUCGCUCAACAACAGUGUGUCGGUCCGCUGCAUACACCUCUGGCCGAUUUUGGGCUGGUAGCGGUAUCACACUUUGCGCGCGAGGGCAUUGCAACGUCAAUCGGUGCCCAACCGAUCAAGGGUCUGGUCGAUCCGGCAAAGGCUGCCCGAAUGACGGUGGCGGAAGCGCUUUCUAAUCUGGCGUUUGUUGGCAUUAGCGAGUUGGCGGACGUGAAGUGCUCGGGCAACUGGAUGUGGGCCGCAAAGGUUCCUGGCGAAGGCGCCAAGCUAGUCGAUGCGUGUGAAGCUAUGUGCGAACUGAUGAGUCAGCUGCAGAUUGCAAUCGACGGUGGAAAAGAUUCCCUUUCGAUGGCGGCACGCGUGAAUGGAGAAACGGUUGUUAGCCCAGGAACGCUCGUCGUAUCCACGUACGCUCCGUGUCCGGACGUGACGGUAAAGGUGACGCCCGAUUUGAAGGCGGCCUCGCUAGGAACGGACACUGCGUUGCUGUUUGUAGCGAUUGAAGGGCUGCGUUUCCGGCUCGGUGGAUCCGUAUUGGCACAGUGCUACGGUAAGCUUGGUGGCGAGUGCCCCGAUGUGACCAAUGCCCAGUGCUUGAAGAAUGCGUUUAACGUGACGCAGGAACUGUUGCGCAAAGGAUGUCUGCUGUCCGGACACGAUUGUAGCGAUGGUGGUCUGAUUACCACACUGCUCGAGAUGGCUUUCGCUGGAUUGACGUCGAUCGAGAUUAACCUGGAACAGUUGCUGUCUUCGAGUGAUGUUUCCAACAUGGAAGCAUCCGCCAUUCGGGUGCUGUUUGCGGAAGAAUGUGGCUGGGUGCUGGAAGUGAAGCAACAACACGCUGCUGAGGUGCUGGAUGCAUUCCGAAAGGCCUCCGUUCCUUGCUACCCAGUAGGCCGUGGUGUCGCAGUGGCCGAUCUACAUUCACCCCAGUCCGUGAUGGUUCGUGCCGGUGGCAAAGCGUUGUUGCUACAGGACAGUCUGUUCAAUCUGUUCAAUCGUUGGGAAUCGACUAGCUUCGAGAUUGAAAAGCUCCAGAAAGCAAAGGCAAGUGCGAUUGAAGAAUAUACGGGCAUUGAGCGUCGUACCGGACCGCAUUACACGGUCAGCUUCAAUCCGGAUACGGUGUACGCUGAUCUGAAGCUAAGCACGACCGGACCGAAAGUGGCCUUGAUUCGCGAAGAAGGAACCAACGGUGAUCGCGAGAUGGCGGCUGCUCUUUUCAGCGCCGGUUUCGAGGUGCAUGAUGUGGUGAUGAACGAUCUGCUGCAAGGUCGCACUACGCUCGAUCGCUACCGUGGCAUCGUGUUUCCUGGUGGUUUCAGUUACGCCGACACUCUCGGUUCGGCCAAGGGAUGGGCCGCCUGCAUCCAGUACAAUGGCACGAUCGCCCCGCAGUUCGAACAUUUCCGCCAGCGCAAGGACACGUUUUCGCUCGGCGUGUGCAACGGUUGUCAGCUAAUGGGGCUGAUCGGUUGGGUCGAAACGGGGCUUGCAGCGGUACCCACUGCCACUGCCAGCGUGCCGGAGAUAGUGCUGGUAGGCAAUCGGUCGGAAAAGUUUGAAAGCCGUUGGGUAACGCUGCGCGUUCCGGCGAGUCGAUCGAUCAUGUUGCGCCGUUUGGCCGGCAGUGUGCUCGGAUGCUGGGUGGCGCAUGCUGAAGGACGAUUCUCGUUCCGCACCGAUGCCACGCGUGACCGUUUGCUGGUGAGCCAGUGUGUUACGAUGCAGUACGUGGAUGACGCGUGCAAUCCGACCGAAACGUACCCGAUGAAUCCAAACGGGAGCCAGCUAGGCAUUGCGGGAGUUUGCUCGCCUGAUGGGCGUCAUCUAGCGAUCAUGCCUCACCCGGAGCGUUGCGUACAGAUGUGGCAGUGGCCGUACGUGACGAGCGAUUUCCCGUACAAAAACGCUUCACCAUGGAUGUCCAUGUUCCAGGAGGCUUACCUGUGGUGCCAACAGUGAGGACAUCUGAUUCGUCUCCUAAUACCAUUCCAGGUAAUCGCAAAAGUGUAUCUGAUUCAUUUUCCCCCUUCUUCAAUCUGAUCACUUUUUUAUUCUAUUUAAUUGGAGUGCUUUAGUCGUAAAGCUAAAAGCAUCUUUCGCUACCCCUUCGUUUGUCUCGUACUGUGGUGAGAGGAUUACCUAUCCGAUGCCAUCAAACGGCACCGUCCUAGACUAAGAACCGUGCUAAGCCAUUGAAAUAAACGUUCUUCAAGUUAAUCACAAUUUA
Messenger RNA from Anopheles stephensi (Asian malaria mosquito), 4429 nucleotides. RefSeq names its product phosphoribosylformylglycinamidine synthase (gene Pfas). Lineage: Eukaryota; Metazoa; Arthropoda; Insecta; Diptera; Culicidae. The transcript is spliced from 5 exons. Gene Ontology annotation, molecular function: phosphoribosylformylglycinamidine synthase activity. Gene Ontology annotation, biological process: 'de novo' IMP biosynthetic process. The coding region runs from base 94 to 4161 and encodes 1355 amino acids. The record is from RefSeq and is a predicted model, not a curated record.